UCUCUCCCUUUCUCUUCUAAAAACCCUCCCUUUCUCCCACACAACUUUUCCCUCCCUCAAUUUCUUUUCACCCAAAACCCUCCCCCACACAAACGUUCCUCGCCACACGUAACUAUCCUCCCCAUCCGCUUGCAGUCGGACACUCCUUGACGCAUGCAAAAUCAAUGCUUCUUGUGGUCGAAUCGCAGUUGGAAGUUCCUCAUCGUUGAAUCGCACCCGGACGCUCUUUCUCCUUCAAUUCUCAAUUUUCUUUGCAAGCCACAUGCCAGUCACCUCUCCGACCAGCUCGCACCACCAGCCUCUCUGACUUUCUACUUGCCUUCGUUCGGUCCAAUUAGACUUGGCGACCUACCUAUCGAUAUCUCCUUCUUCAUCUACAAGUCAUAGCUACUGCCUUGAUGGCUACAAAUGCUCUUUCCCAAUUAAACCGAUUUCUACUUCUUAUUUGAUUUUUGGUAGAAGGAGAACGGGGAGGCAGGUGGUCCGAAUGGCUUGAAGGAAGAAAAGCUCCUCCUUAAGGGCUAUUUAUAAAUAGAAGCUUUUGACCCUUGAUUAGUUUUUCUGAUUUUAUAUCUUCUCUAUUUCUUUUGUACACACUUGUAAGUCCUAAUCUAAAACUUCCAAUAUCUAUUUUCUAAAGUUGCUCUUGCAGAAUUUAAUAUGGAGACCGUAGAAUACAAGAACAUCACCUUUACCGUUUGGGAUGUUGAUGGUCAGGACAAGCAAUGAUAGGGAUAGGGUCGUAUAGGCAAGAGAUGAGUUGCAUAGGAUGUUGAAUAAGUGGAUUCUUCAACAAAGACACAUCUUGUCACACCCCCUCCCGAACCACCUGCUGUCUUAGCCCGAAAGACGACAUGAAGCCAACAGACAUCGUCUCCUCUAAUAAUCCCUGUUGGCCCUACUGAAACGUUAAACUAGAUAAACAUACCAAUCUUAGAUAUAGCAUAUUCAACAUGGAACACCACACAGUGGAAUCAACAGAAACCUUCCCAACAUACACAAGAUGCAGUUCUGACAUCACUUGGUUUGUAAAAUAACCUAAUAUAAAUAUCACGACCAAAACCUACACAACUAGAGUUUUAUGACCACGACCUCUAGGACGAUAUUAUACAAACCUUACAAAACAUUUCAAUAUGAACAGACUCAAAAUACAACUUCAACCACGUACUAGAGUUUGAUCCAGAACUUUCAGCAGACGUUGGUAGUGUAUCAGGCAUCGGGAGCUCGAUCUCUACCUAAAAAGUGAGAAACAUUUUGAAAAGAAUGAGCUACGAGGCCUAGUGAGUGCCUAAAUUUAAAACUCUAAAUACGGACGUCAAAACAUGUGAUAAACCUUUAGAUGUAUAAAUAUGUUCAAUCAGAGCAUUUAACAUAAACGUGUAAUAAAUAAGGCCUUCUAAAAUAUCUUCCAAGUUCGUCAUAAAAAAAAAUCUAGCAAGGCAUAACAAGUACAUCAAACGUUUUAACUAACAUGACCGAUCUACGUGGUGUAGGGCACGCCCAGUACAACCAACGUUUACUAGUCGUACGAUGUAGUGGGGCCCGCCCAGUGUCAGAGGCAUAAUUGUCCAACGUAUUAUUUACCGUUGGCCGUAUGCCCGAAUACCCCCAAAUCACUUUAUCUUUAUGUCUUGAAAGUAGUUUAGGUUAAUUCUUUCGUUUAGGUGUCGUCGAGUCACAGUGUGACAUUUCAGCUUUUUCAUAUGCAAGCUUGCCAAGGCCAAAAUUCUCAAUAUGUACUAUAGGGGGGGUACAUGAACAGUCCGACCCCCGCCCAAGCCUUGUCGCACUCUUUGCAUGCUGAGUUAUUUUCCUUGCAAUUGACAGUCUUCAAUUCUUUCUUUAUGACGUUUUCAACUAUUUACUUUCUCUCUCCCGUUUUAUAAAAACAUUUUCCCAAGAACGGGGAGGGAGGCUACGUCAUACUGCGAGUUUGUCCGCGGAUUCCGAUUAUCGAACGGUUGACUUGCUAAUUGAGCUAAGCAAGUGCCGCACAAUCGUGUUGAGAAGUUACGAUUGUGACAAGUGGUAUCAGAGCCAAGUUGGCUAAUUGACGAUUACACCGAGACAUGUCGUCGUCGAAUCCAUCGGGCAAGGCCCAGAGAGACCGACUAGUAGAGAUAGAAGAGCAGAUGCUCUACCUAGUCGAAGUUCCCGACUCCAUCCGCUACUUGGAGUCUCGUGUCGAUGAAAUUUCUGAGAAAGCCGACACGAUCGAUGCGGUAGCUGGCCGUGUCGAAGGGUUACCAAUACAAGAGUUGUUGGCAAGGGUUGACGCCCUAGAAGAAAAUACCAACGCCAGAAGAACUAUUAACUACGAGCGUGGGGAGAGUUCCUCAGGCUUUGCUGCCCACAUGGAAGAAUGUGUCAACGAGCUUGAUAGCGCUCAGAAGACACUAUUAGAGAUGAUAAACGGCAUGUCGGAGGAUUUUAGAGUCACCCUCGAUGUCGUUAGAAAUGAAAUCGCAGACGUGAAUGCAAGACUGAGUCUCACGAUGCGAGCAAUGGCAAACCAAGCUCCAGCUGGAGGAGCAAUUUCGGUUAGUAAAGUAAAAAUCCCAGAACCAAAGCCCUUCUGUGGAGUAAGAGAUGCAAAGGCCCUGGAGAACUACAUUUUCGACCUUGAACAGUACUUUAAGGCUACAAACACUGUCACCGAAGAAGCCAAAGUGACAUUGGCAACGAUGCAUUUGUUUGAAGAUGCAAAGUUGUGGUGGAGGUCCCGAUACGCAGACAUACAGGAAGGACGUUGCACUGUAGAUACUUGGGACGCCCUGAAGAGAGAACUCCGCUCGCAAUUUUUCCCCGAGAAUGUGGAAAUCCUGGCUCGGCGAAAAUUGCUCGAUCUAAGACACACUGGCGAGAUUCGGGAGUACGUGAAACAGUUCGCAGGGUUAAUGCUAGACAUCCGGGAUAUGUCAGAGAAAGACAAAGUUUUCUAUUUUGUCGAAGGGCUGAAACCGUGGGCGAGGGCCAAGUUGUAUGAACAAAGGGUCCAAGACCUCACGUCAGCGUAUGCAGCAGCCGAACGGUUGUUCGAUCUGACAGGUGACGCUCAAGAUGUGAGACGUCACAAAAGCUCCUCACUUGGAAGGAACAGGAAUAGUCGUCCGAGUUCCCCCAAAACUGUCAGAAGAGACGAAUACACUGGUAAAGACCGAAGAUCUCACCAGUCAAACACAGAGAACACAUGGCAAAGGCCGAAUAAUCAAAGCCCACCCAAGCGCCGCCUAAGUUGUUACAUAUGUGGUAAGCCACAUAUGGCAAGAGAAUGCCCGAAUAAAGUCGACUUCCAUGCGUUUCAGGCCUCCUUAAUCGUGGAUUCAAAUGAUAAGUCAAAUCAUGCUGAGGAUGAAGCGGGCCUGAUAGAUGGGGGUGAAAGGACUCGAAUAGGGGCCAUAAAGUACAUGUCAUCUCUCCAGAAAAAGUCGGAGGAGGGACAUGUACCAACAAAAGGGGGCUUACUGUAUGUUGACACCUGGAUCAACCAAAAGCAAGCUAAGAGCACUAUGGUCGAUUCUGGCGCAACCCACAACUUUAUUACAGAGGCAGAAGCUAGGCGUCUAAGGCUCCGUUGGGAGAGGGAUUCAGGAAAGAUGAAAGCCGUGAAUUCCAUUGCCCUACCUAUCGUCGGAUUGGUGAAGCGAACGACGAUAAAGUUGGGAGGAUGGAGAGGCCCCGUAGACUUUGUAGUUGUAAAGAUGGACGACUUUGAUGUAGUGCUGGGAAUGGAGUUCCUCCUUGAACAUCAAGUCAUUCCAAUACCUUCAGCCAAAUGUCGAGCAAUUACCGGAUCCUUCCCCACGGUAGUGCAAGCAGAUAUUCGCCAGCCUAACGGGUUCAAAAUGAUAUCGACCAUGAAACUAGACAAGAGCCGCGCCCAAGAGGAACCACCAUCUGUGGAGAUCUUGCUUGGGGCGUUGGAAAAGCUGGGGGAGACAGUCCCCAAGGACACUCUGUGUGUCCCAGAGAAGUGCCGUGGUGUGAUGCCAAGUAGAUGGCCCAAGUCCUCGUCGAUGCGGAGGAGAACCGACCAUGGGGUAGAGUCGCCAUCAGAGGCAAACGCGCAUGCGAAGAAUGCUUAUCGCAUGGCGCCGCUGAAGUUAAUCAAACUUCGGAAACCAUCAGAGAUGUUGUCGAAUACAGGGUGUAGUAUACCUGUACAAGCUACGUAUGGAGCCCGCGUCCUUUCCCUGAAGAAGAAGGACAGAAGCCCACAACAGUGUGUUGACCGUCGCACCCAGAAUAAGCUCACGGUCCGGCGUAAAUGUCCACUCCCCAUGCUCACGAGGCGGGUGGACUGCCCACGUGGAGUGAAGCAUCUCCUAAAGUCAGACGACCGAUCGAGGCAAUGUCGAGUAAGAACAACGAAGGCAAAGGGACUCGAGAAAAAUUGGGUCACAAGGCAUGAAGCAUACGAGUUCCCCGUGGUGCCGUUGGGUCUUACUGAUGCCAAGGGAGGAAAGUGUUGUUCUGUGCAGGGCCAGGUGAGCGUGCUGAGUCAUGUGGGAGAGUGCCACCAAGGUGGGUCGUCGAGAGAAGAAGACACUCAGUGGAGCGAGAACCUCGGGUGUCAGGUCGCCUUCAAUGGUUCGAAGCAAGCCAUGAUCGAGGGGCCAAGUCUUGGGGUCGUCGAGGCGACCAAGACUCCUGAAGUCAAAGCCGAGCAACUCAGUUGUGUGCUCGCAGAACACCUGCAUCAUUGUGUUGAUGGCAGACAAAAGAAUUGGGUUCAACUGCUGAAGGUAACCCAAUUCGGUUAUAGUGCUCAGACCGACUCGCUGAUCAAGAGAAGUCCGUUUGAGAUUGAAGAUAAGAGGCAUUCUGUAUUGCCGCCCGUCGCUGAUGGCCCUUGUCUAGGGGACCGCCCUCAAGUCCACCGAGUUGGAGAAGAAUGUGAACAGAUGGCCAACAUCGCGCGAGUAUGCCUAGAAGAAGCUUCAAGGCCGAUGGAGGAGAAGGGAGAUCAAAAGCGAUGCCCUCUCGAGUUCGAGGGGAUGACCAAGCUUCCAAUUGACGGUGCAACAACGUCGUAUGAUUAUCUGUCAACCUGGACCUGGAGGAAGACAGAGAAGUCGAGGAAGGCCUUGCUGACAGAGUAAGGACUUGUAGAAGGCCCACGAGGGAGAUACAUAAAUUCCUCGUGAAGCGGAAGAAGCCCUCGUGGAGGUGACCAGCGGAAGACCUGUCGAAGACUUUGAAGCGUGGAUGCAGAAGACCGAAGAGCUCCAGCUUCGCCAGUUGACGAGGACGUCAACCGUUUAAGUGGGGGAGAAUGUCAGGGGCAUAAUUGUCCAACGUAUUAUUUACCGUUGGCCGUAUGCCCGAAUACCCCCAAAUCACUUUAUCUUUAUGUCUUGAAAGUAGUUUAGGUUAAUUCUUUCGUUUAGGUGUCGCCGAGUCACAGUGUGACAUUUUGGCUUUUUCAUAUGCAAGCCUGCCAAGGCCAAAAUUCUCAAUAUGUACACUAUAGGGGGUACAUGAACAGUCCGACCCCCGCCCAAGCCUUGUCGUACUCUUUGCAUGCUGAGUUAUUUUCCUUGCAAUUGACAGUCUUCAAUGCUUUCUUUAUGACGUUUUCAACUAUUUACUUUCUCUCUCCCGUUUUAUAAAAACAUUUUCCCAAGAAAGGGGAGGGAGGCUACGUCAUACCGCGAGUUUGUCCGCGGAUUCCGAUUAUCGAACGGCUGACUUGCUGAUUGAGCUAAGCAAGUGCCGCACAAUCGUGUUGAGAAGUUACGAUUGUGACACCCAGCACUCCAUCAUCUUUGUCGUAGUGAGGCCCGCCCAGCACUCACGACAGCUUCGUUGUCACGGAGUACACUCAACGUCGACAACGAAAAUAUAACCUGUGUGCACACUGUACCAUAUAGCCUCAGGCUCAAUAUCUCACUCAUGUAGUCAAUGGAAAUCUCCACGAAGUCACAUGAAAACAUUUAAACAUGCCUGUUUAUUGUUAUCUUUUGUAAAACUCAAGUUUAUUCAGCUUGCUCGUGAAAAACUUUAAAUCAUUAUACAAUAUUUGCUAACACAUGCUUUACUUUAAAAGAUAUCGUUUCAACUACUUUUCAUAAAGCUAUUAGCCACGUGCUCGAAUAUAACCCUCAUUAGAAAAUCUAAGCUCAAAACUCAUGUUUGAAACCGUUCCCAAACACCAUGUAUCAUUCAUAGAAAAACAUGUAAAACAUAUAAUUAUGAACAACGUUUUAAUAACAUUUUAGAAAUUUGUUUUGUCACUCAAAGUCUUAUCUAGUUCCCUGGCUUGUAGACUCUACCUAUUUCCUCUAAGCCUGUCAAUAACCAAAACCGAGCAUUAGAACCAUAGAUAGCUUUGUCUUUCCAUGCUCAUGAAUCUCUAAACAAUUAGAUUAAGAAUCACAUUACAUCCCACUUUCUAGAUUUUUCAGAUUCGAUAUCCUAACUUCCAACACUCAUAACUUCCUCAAACCUUAACCAACAUUAAUAAAAUAUACAUAAAACUCUUCAUUUCUAAUACUCUAUAACUUACCUGAAGAAAUUAAAAUGAGAUUCGCAACCAAUUUGUCCAGAAUUGCCCCGAACACAGACAAUAUAGAAUUCAAGGUUCUCUACCACUCUUUAUCUAUCUCUUGCAAUUAACCCCACUUAAAGUCAUUUUUGGCUCACAAAAUCUUCAUGAAAGUUGUAGGAUAUUGAAUAAGAUUUCCAACCAUACCAAAUAGAGCUUCUGAUUCGACUUGUGCACUUCCAGAAUACUCAAAGCAUCAAAGAACACUAGAAAUCCUUCUGGUUUGCUCGAAAAUCUUGUGCUCUGUUUUCCAUUUCAAAAACCAUUAACUUCUCAUACUAUUCAGCUCAAGCUUCCUUCAUGAAAGUUGUUGAAAAAUGAACUAAAUUUCAAGAAAAUCAAACCUUACCUCUUAGUUCCUUCUGGAUAGCUCAAACCGAACAAAACAAACCAGAGGUCGAUAGUUGCACCCAGAUUCUGCAAUGGCUGGCUUUGCAUGAACUUUUUCCUAUCUUCUUCAACCUCAAACCACGAAAUUCUUCUUCUUCUUCCCUCACUCUCUCCUCAAAGUGCUCUGAAAGUUUGGAUGGAAAAUGAUGGAGGAAUGAAAUGAAAUUGGGCUGAAAAAUGAGCUUGUCGGUGGUGGGCUUUGUGCUGUCCAAUUCCACUUCCUUUCUUUUCUUUUCUUUUCUUUCUUCUUUUAACUUAGUAAUCCUAACAAUAGAUGACAAGAGAAAAUGAUCCUAGGAAAAUCUCGGGUUUACACAUCUUGUCUUCUUCUUUUCUUAUCAUACUUGGAACAUGUUAUGUUGUAGGGGUUCUGAAAGAGAAAGGAACCUUGAAUGGCGAGAGAAAUUCUUUUUGUUAAUUUGGCACAAAAAUGUGCAUUGUGUUUAGAUAUUUUAGUUAUGUUCCCUGUCUCUUUAACAAUCACAAUCUUCUUCUUUCUUCUAGUCAAUCGUUAUUGUUUUAUGUUGUGCAAUUUUCAAAUAUAAGUUCAAAAGCAUCAGAACUGAACAUUUGUCCAUACAUAGGGCAAUGGUUGAAAGUAGAAAGCAAUAUGAGAUAGUUGCCAAAAACAUAUGCCUAUAAUAUAAUCUUGAACGCUUGUGAAUUUUGUUUGUAUUUUAAGGGUAACUUGUGUUGUUGGUACACCCAAUAAAUACUUUAUUUACCUCUAUAUCAUUUAGACUGCAACUUUAUUUUAAUCAAAAUUAUUGAAUACUUUAUUUUGUAAUUUUAAUACAUUAUGAAUGGAAAAAUAUUUAUUGUGCUUGAACUAAAAUUUAUCAAAAGCUAAUUAAUUCAAAAAUUAUUCUUAAGAAAAAAGUUAACUUUUCAUAGCCAUAAGUUAAAGCUAUAAAAAGAUUUAUAUUGCCAAGUCACUAAAGUGAUACAUAAUACACCAGAAGAGGUUGCAAACCUUGUCUGUAUUGAAGAAACUUUAUUAAAUCACUGUGAUUUUGUUUUUUAAUUUCUUUCUUCACCAGCAAUUGAGUUUUCCUUUCUUUGUUGCUUUUAUCUUAUUUAAAGUAACAAAACUUUCGUUUUUUUGCAAAUC
Cucumis melo (muskmelon) is the source of this 8048-nucleotide messenger RNA. RefSeq lists its product as uncharacterized. Gene Ontology annotation, molecular function: nucleic acid binding; zinc ion binding. The transcript has 3 exons. The coding region runs from base 2070 to 5102 and encodes 1010 amino acids. The record is from RefSeq and is a predicted model, not a curated record. NCBI's taxonomy places the organism in Eukaryota, Viridiplantae, Streptophyta, Magnoliopsida, Cucurbitales, Cucurbitaceae.